GCUGGUCCUCUGGUACAUUUCAGAAUGCCACUGGUAAAAAGAAACAUAGACCCCAGGCACCUGUGCCACACAGCUCUACCCCGAGGUAUCAAGAAUGAAUUGGAAUGUGUCACCAAUAUCUCCUUGGCAAAUAUAAUCAGACAGCUGAGUAGCCUAAGUAAAUAUGCUGAAGAUAUAUUUGGUGAACUUUUCAAUGAAGCACACAGUUUCUCAUUUAGAGUCAACUCCUUGCAAGAACGUGUAGAUCGCUUAUCUGUCAGUGUUACACAACUCGAUCCAAAGGAAGAGGAAUUGUCACUACAGGACAUUACAAUGAGGAAAGCUUUCCGGAGUUCUACAAUUCAAGAUCAACAGCUGUUUGACCGCAAAACUCUGCCUAUUCCUUUGCAAGAAACUUAUGACAUUUGUGAACAGCCUCCUCCACUUAACAUUCUCACCCCUUACAGGGAUGAUGGAAAAGAGGGUUUGAAGUUUUAUACCAAUCCUUCAUACUUCUUUGAUCUGUGGAAGGAAAAAAUGUUGCAGGACACUGAGGACAAAAGAAAAGAAAAGAGGAAGCAGAAGCAGAAAAAUCUAGAUCGCCCUCAUGAACCAGAAAAAGUGCCAAGGGCACCUCAUGACAGACGGAGAGAGUGGCAGAAGUUAGCUCAAGGUCCGGAGCUCGCAGAAGAUGAUGCUAACCUCUUACAUAAGCACAUUGAAGUUGCUAAUGGCCCAGCUUCACAUUUCGAAUCAAGAUCUCAAGCAUAUGUGGACCAUAUGGAUGGAUCAUACUCGCUUUCUGCAUUACCCUAUAGCCAGAUGUCUGAACUUCUGAACAGAGCCGAGGAACGAGUGUUGGUCAGACCACAUGAACCACCACCACCACCACCUCCAAUGCAUGGAGCAGGAGAUGUGAAACCUGUGCCUCCCUGUGUCAGUUCUACUACUGGCUUGGUAGAAAAUCGUCCUCAGUCACCAGCAACAGGCAGAACACCAGUGUUUGUGAGCCCCACUCCUCCUCCACCACCACCACCACCUCUUCCAUCUGCUUUGUCAACUUCAUCAUUAAGAGCUGCAAUGACUUCUACCCCUCCACCUCCAGUCCCACCUCCCCCACCCCCUCCCACAGCUGCUCUGCAGGCCCCAGCUGUGCCACCUCCACCAGCUCCUCUCCAGAUAGCUCCUGGAGUUCUACAUCCAGCUCCACCUCCAAUUGCUCCUCCCCUAGCACAACCCUCUCCUCCUGUCACUAGAGCUGCUCAAGUGUGUGAAGCUGUACCCGUUCACCCAGUUCCUCCACAAGCUGAAGUACAGGGACUUCCUCCACCACCCCCACCUCCUCCCUUGCCUCCUCCUGGCAUUCGACCCUCCUCUCCUGUCACAGUUGCAGCCCUUUCUCACCCUCCUCCUGUUCUGCACCCUCCUUCCACGACCAUUGUCCCUGGCCCUCAUGCCCCCCUAAUGCCUCCGUCUCCACCAUCCCAAGUGAUUCCUGCUCCUGAACCCAAACGCCAUCCUUCAACUCUUCCUGUAAUCAGUGAUGCUAGAAGCGUUCUGCUGGAAGCAAUACGGAAAGGUAUUCAGCUACGCAAAGUUGAAGAGCAACGUGAACAAGAAGCUAAGCAUGAGCGCAUUGAGAAUGAUGUUGCUACUAUACUUUCUCGACGCAUUGCUGUGGAAUACAGUGAUUCAGAAGAUGAUUCAGAAUUUGAUGAAGUGGAUUGGUUAGAGUAA
This is a messenger RNA of Gavia stellata (red-throated loon), 1716 nucleotides long. RefSeq names its product WASP family member 1 (gene WASF1). Gene Ontology annotation, biological process: actin cytoskeleton organization; positive regulation of Arp2/3 complex-mediated actin nucleation. Gene Ontology annotation, cellular component: cytoskeleton. Bases 25 to 1716 code for a protein of 563 amino acids. The record is from RefSeq and is a predicted model, not a curated record. The transcript has 8 exons. NCBI's taxonomy places the organism in Eukaryota, Metazoa, Chordata, Aves, Gaviiformes, Gaviidae. Gene Ontology annotation, molecular function: actin binding; Arp2/3 complex binding; protein kinase A regulatory subunit binding.